AUGCCAGAUCCUCGUUAUCUCGUGAAUCCGUAUUCCACGGUUGGUGACCCAUGGCCCAAUGAUGAAGAGUCGACACCACACCAAGAGACGGCUUCCGCUACUCCUGACUUCACGCAAAGAAAUCUUCGGCUAGUCAUUCCAUCGUCUCCUACGAGCAAAAAGUCUACCGCACUUUCGAAUUACUGCGUUUACGAAAGUGGUUACAGUACAGAUGAUGGCGAGGAUGUGGACGUGACUCUUUCGGAGCUGAAAAUAGAUUCAGAAGGGGAAGAGAGUAACAAGAAAGGGGCUGUUUUUGAAGAGCAACCAAUUUCUGCGCCAAGCAACUUGACACCAUCCAUUGUUCCGAAGGGCAAGGAACUAGAUUCUCUUGGAUUGCAAGUCCUUGGCAAAAGCCUUGAUGAAAUUGAAUUCUUGCCUUUAGACCAUUACCCUGACGAGGAUCUCAUGAAUCCCCAAGCGCACCGCGAAAGACUCCAGAAUAUCCACGAUUAUGCUUCUCGCAACUCGGCCGCAGCAAAGCUCUCCGGUAGCUUAUGUCUCUUCAAAGGGAAUCCUCUGCAAUUCCACGCAGACCAGAUGGCGCCUACAUCACCAGAAGACCACAGAAGCAUCAAGGAUCAACUUGCGAAGGGAGAUCCCCAGACCUUAACUCUAGAUCCCUCAUCGUUUUCAUCUAUGAAGACCUUCCUUGAGCGUUGUUCAGAAAUCACGACAUGUAUAUCUGACAACGUAAGCCAGCUACGCCGCUCGAACUUCUGCCGUCAACAGUUAAAUUUCCUGCAGCUAGAUCGUUCACGCCCUAAUGUCGCCAUCCUUAGACCUAUAGAUCUUGUCACUUUGCUAAGUCUUCUUCGCGCAAUUGAUCGAUCUUGUGGCAUCUAUCGAGAGAAAGAAGUCCAAGAAAGUCACCUUGACAAUAUACAUAAAUGUCUGUCAUCCUUAGAUCUACUAUGCGGCGACUUUUUUGCUGGCGCCUUUAGUCUGGAUGAGAGUCUGUUUCCUGGAGAUCACGCGUAUACACUACUGCGGACUUUAGAUCUUAUCAUAGUAUCCUAUGCCGGCGCUCACGUUAGUCAAUUUGACCAGUGUUGUAGGAAGAAGCUCAAUCCUAGUGACCGAAUUGGAAUAUUGUCUCCUGCUCCAGAUGAAUGUGCUCGCAGAGGAAUAGUAGUCCAUCGUAGGACAUUUCUGUGUCUCGACGGGUUUCUGGGUGGGUGUGAAGCGUGGGUUUUCCAUGACUUCGAAGCUUGCCAGCCAAACUCAACUAAAUUGUACCUUCGGACUCGACCCGAGAGUUUUGCGGACAUCUGGGGCCCCAUGUGGAAGAUUGUGGGGCCUGACCGAGAGAAGAGUACAAUACGCUAUGACCUCGAGAACGGCUCCAUUAUUAUGGCGGAUCAGGCUGAUACCAUUACUUUGUAUCCUUCAGUGGAUCCUAUAGUCAGAGAGGAUGAAGAUCUGAGCCAUUGGAUAUCUGACAGACAGCUGAGGAGUAUGGCUUGCAAUAGGCCCUCUAUAUGCAAACCAUUCAGUCAUGCUGCCAACUUGCUCGUUGGUGCGUCCAACAGAUUUUCGUUGCGAGAUAAUACAAAAGCUUGCCAUUGUACCUCAGCAAGAGCGAAUAACAGCCUUCGAAAAGACGGAUUUAUUUGUCCCUUUGGUGCCACAAGAACCCGGCGACGCGUGGAUUCCGAAGCUGUUGGGAUCAAUAUUGGUGGUGGCGCUCUUGGCCCUGGAGUCUCAUAUGCCAUGACUACCAAGGUAAUUCCUGGAAGAUCAUGGAAGGAAGCUUUCAUCAAGAGAUGGACGCUGGAAAGAACUGCAAGGAAUGUGCAUGGGCUGUCAAGGUACUGCGGGAUUGAAAUGUCGUACUGUACUUAUCACAGUCGACGAGUCCGGAUCAUUGAUCUUUUCGGCACGAAAACCAUUUCCAGUCUAGUUCAAGCAAUUGAUCCUGUUGAAGAUGGGUCUACCAAAGAUGAGAUCUACGGAGCUCUCAAAGAUGACCCCGAGAGUCUUGUGGCUCUUUACAAACAACCCACUACAAGGAAGGGUGUAGGAGACUUAGUCGCACGCUGUCUUGAUCUACUCUCGCUCACCGGGACAACUCUGGAGGAUGAUGCUCCUCUAUCGGCUUUGUGGGUGAUAGACCAAGUCGAAAAUAUUGUAGAGUUUCCGCGGAGAUACUACAGAUGGUGCGGCUUGGUACAGGACUGUCGAGACAACUGCGCUUUCGUGGUCUUGGAAGAGCGAUGCUUGAUCAGCGAAUUUAGGAGGCUGUGCCAAAAUUCUUCGAGUUCAGAUAGUGCACUGCCUAUUGAUGUCUAUCCUCCUAUUCUUGAGACUGCACUAGUCAUUAACGACCGCAAGACACUACCUCAGGGCAUGCGAUUGAAGGUCACCGUUGGAGAAAAAAGAUCCUUGUGGUGGAAUGUUCGAAAACUGGAAAAGGGGAGUUUCUCAGUCGGUCCACAUGGCAGUCUGGAAGUUGUCGGACCUUUAUCAUCAAGAGAAGUCCUCAUGAACUGGAACGGUGCGACUUUUGGUGCUUCUACCAUGAAAUAUCUGACACGACGAGUCUUGCGCAAAGACCCAGACAAAUACCAUAAUGAGCGUAUGUUCGAUGAAUUAGACGCUGAACAGGCGUCCAUGCCAACCUUCAUUACGUCUGUAUAG
Messenger RNA from Mollisia scopiformis, 2679 nucleotides. RefSeq lists its product as uncharacterized. Lineage: Eukaryota; Fungi; Ascomycota; Leotiomycetes; Helotiales; Mollisiaceae. Bases 1 to 2679 code for a protein of 892 amino acids. The transcript has 2 exons. The record is from RefSeq and is a predicted model, not a curated record.